This is a messenger RNA of Saprolegnia diclina VS20, 951 nucleotides long. RefSeq lists its product as hypothetical. Bases 4 to 951 code for a protein of 315 amino acids. The transcript is spliced from 7 exons. Gene Ontology annotation, biological process: mRNA splicing, via spliceosome. The record is from RefSeq and is a predicted model, not a curated record. Gene Ontology annotation, cellular component: U2AF complex; spliceosomal complex. Lineage: Eukaryota; Oomycota; Saprolegniomycetes; Saprolegniales; Saprolegniaceae. Gene Ontology annotation, molecular function: metal ion binding; pre-mRNA 3'-splice site binding.
CUGAUGGCCACGACCCGGACCCGAGCCAAGAACGCGCUCAAGCGCCGGAAGCGCAGGCUCCAGCGGCAGCUCGAGGAGGACCUACACAGCGUCCUGCACGAAGGCUGCGAGGCUAGCACGAAGGAAGCCCUCGAGGCCGAGUACAUGGCCAACGAGGAGAACACGCAACGGGUCCAUGCUGCAUGGAUCACAGCGAACGCGACGGCCGACGCUGCCUUUGCCAAGCGGCAGCGCAUCCUCGCCGAGCGCCAGCGCCUCAUGGAAUCCAUCAAGCAGCAAGUCGAGCAAGAGAAGAUGGAGAUCGAAGCGGCAGAGAAGGAGCGCGCCGAGGCCAUGGAGAGCCUCCGACUCGAGCGAGAGGAGGCAGACGAAAAGCAUCGUGCGCAAGUGCUCGCGUCAAUGUCGCCCGAGAAGCAACGCGAGGUGGUCUGCGCGUUCUAUGCGCGGACAGGCACCUGUCGCUUUGGCGCCAACUGUACACGCUACCAUACUCCCGUCACGUCGAGUCGCUUCCUGCUUGUCCAGGGCAUGCAUGCGAUCCAGCUGGCGGCGGAUGAUGCGCUCGAAAUCGACGAGAAGCAGCUGCGUCGCGCAUACGCCGAGUUUUACAACGACGUGCUCGCCGAAUUUCUCAAAUUUGGCUUUGUCGUGCAGCUCACGACAUGCUGCAACUUGGCGCCACACCUGCGAGGCAACGUGUACGUCGAGUACCAAACCGAAGCCCACGCCGCCGCCGCGGUCCACGCUCUCUUUGGCCGAUUCUAUGCGGGAAAGCAGCUCUACCCGACGCUCGUGCCCAUGGAUUCGUGGGCCCAAGGCAUCUGCGGGCUCUACCAACAACGCCGGUGUACGCGCGGGCGCGACUGCAACUACCUCCACCCAUUUGCAACCCCGGUAGAAGAUACGCCGUCGUAUCGGUUCCGCCGCCGGUCGUCGCCCCACCAAGUAUGA